Messenger RNA from Pecten maximus, 1387 nucleotides. Its product is annotated as 26S proteasome regulatory subunit 10B. The record is from RefSeq and is a predicted model, not a curated record. Lineage: Eukaryota; Metazoa; Mollusca; Bivalvia; Pectinida; Pectinidae. The transcript is spliced from 12 exons. Gene Ontology annotation, biological process: positive regulation of RNA polymerase II transcription preinitiation complex assembly. Bases 36 to 1211 code for a protein of 391 amino acids. Gene Ontology annotation, molecular function: ATP binding; proteasome-activating activity; ATP hydrolysis activity. Gene Ontology annotation, cellular component: cytosolic proteasome complex; proteasome regulatory particle, base subcomplex.
UUGCCUCCCUUGUCCACCUCUUCGGUGUUUCGAAAAUGGCGACUACCGAUCCACGAGAACAGGCAUUGGGGGACUACAGAAGAAAGCUCCUUGAACACAAGGAGCUGGAAGCUCGUCUAAAAGAGAUGAGAGAAAAUUCCAAAGAACUUACAAAGCAGUAUGAUAAAUCAGAAAAUGAUUUAAAAGCUCUUCAGAGUGUUGGACAGAUUGUUGGAGAAGUACUAAAACAGCUGACAGAAGAUAAAUUCAUCGUUAAAGCUACAAAUGGACCAAGAUAUGUUGUUGGUUGUCGCCGCCAACUGGACAAAACCAAACUCAAGCAGGGAACCCGUGUGGCCCUGGAUAUGACAACACUGACUGUCAUGAGAUACCUACCCCGCGAAGUUGAUCCUCUGGUCUACAACAUGUCUAUGGAAGAUCCUGGAGAUGUCAGCUACAACCAGAUCGGUGGUCUUGGUGAACAAAUAAGAGAGCUUCGAGAGGUUAUAGAGCUGCCACUGUUGAACCCCGAGCUGUUCCAGAGAGUUGGUAUCACCCCGCCAAAAGGCUGUCUUCUUUAUGGGCCCCCUGGCACAGGAAAAACUCUCCUCGCUCGAGCUGUUGCCAGUCAGCUGGACGCCAACUUCUUAAAGGUUGUAUCAAGUGCUAUUGUUGACAAAUAUAUCGGAGAGAGUGCAAGAUUGAUCCGAGAGAUGUUUGCCUUUGCCAGAGAUCACGAACCCUGUAUCAUAUUUAUGGAUGAAAUAGAUGCUAUUGGUGGGAGGAGAUUUUCAGAGGGAACAUCUGCAGACAGAGAAAUACAAAGAACGCUAAUGGAGUUGUUGAACCAGAUGGAUGGGUUUGAUGCACUAGGACAAGUGAAAAUGAUAAUGGCAACAAACCGACCAGACACACUAGAUCCUGCCUUGUUACGACCAGGACGUUUAGACAGGAAGAUUGAAAUCUCAUUGCCUAAUGAACAGUCAAGAUUAGAAAUUAUGAAAAUCCACGCACAGCCUAUAGCAAAACAUGGGGAAAUAGAUUGGGAAGCAGUGGUCAAAUUGUCUGACGAUUUUAAUGGAGCUGAUUUGAGAAAUGUUUGCACAGAAGCAGGUAUGUUUGCUAUUCGAGCUGAGCGCGACUAUGUGAUAGAAGAGGAUUUCAUGAAAGCUGUUCGAAAAGUUGGUGACAACAAGAAAUUGGAAUCUAAAUUGGACUACAAACCCCUCUAAAUAUUUCCUAGAUUUUCAACCACUGUGAAUGUCAUGUUUCAUCUGUGGAUAAAAAAAAGUGACAAUAUACUUUGAAAUGAACAUUAAUACUUAUUUGACUCAUUAUCUGUGUGAAACGAUGAACUUCACAUGAUUUACAUUUAAAAUGUUGCAUUGAAUAAAUACAUGUAAAAGUU